GUCAUGCUGGGGAAGGUCGAUUCCACGAGGCGCCAGGGGCCUAGACUAAGCGGUGCUGUCUUUACUGUUUCUAUUUCAAAGUACGUGGCCAAGGCUGGUAGACACACGAUUUCGCUGGGUGACUUGUUCGAGACGAGUGGGCUCCUGGGCAGCGAAGACUCGGAGAUUUAG
Messenger RNA from Colletotrichum navitas, 171 nucleotides. RefSeq lists its product as uncharacterized. Lineage: Eukaryota; Fungi; Ascomycota; Sordariomycetes; Glomerellales; Glomerellaceae. The annotation marks the transcript as partial. The record is from RefSeq and is a predicted model, not a curated record. The transcript has a single exon.